UCUACUUAUAGUCUGCCAACAGGAGACAGGAGGCUGUUUGAACUGAUGCAGCUUCCACUGAGGACAUCUGGACCAAACACUGUCUGCAACAUGACCAGGAAACUACAAAACCCAACUCUGGAAGAGGGCAAGAGUAGAAAGAGGGUUCUGAAACCAGUUGUGGAAAAGAAGAGAAGAGAUCGAAUAAAUCAAAGUCUGGCUGAACUGAGGAGUUUGCUGUUGAAUCACACGUCUGAUCCACGGCUGCAGAAUCCUAAAAUAGAGAAAGCAGAGAUUCUUGACUUGGCUGUGGAAUAUGUUCAGAAGUGGACAGAUGGGAGGGACCUGAGAAAGGACUCUACUACCAGUCACGUGAAGACUCAUGCUCCUGUGGUAAGCCUUCAUCACACAGAGUCCGGUGCUCCUACUCUCUUUACCAUAGAGAGUGCAGGUUUUCAGCAGUGUGUGGCCCAGCUGAGCAGCUACAUGCACAAAAUCACACCGGCACAGAGAACGAGACUGAUCGAGGGGUUGAAACACCACACAGAGAGCCAGCAGCCAAACAAUCCUCAACCAGACUUCAACAAGAGAGUGACCGACACUGAGAUGGCUAAAGGACCAGAUGGAAUAACUAUGGAUGUCAUUUGCACAUCUGAGAGGAAAGAAGAGACUCCUAAGUUUCCAUCUCACUCCCCAUUUCAGCCUCACUCCUGCUCCACACCGUUCCACGACUAUCUGUCCCCCCCUCCCUCUCCGUGGCUUUCGCCCUCUUUCUCCACUUAUGCCACCUCUCCUCCUUUCCCGUCAUUUGCCUCUCACUUCUCCUUCCCCCCCAGCCUGUCACCUCUGUCCUCCAACACCUCCUUCUUUAGUUUCUCGCCCACCGCUCCUCACUCCGGCUCUCCGGCCCUCCUCUGCCCCCCUCUCAUCACCCUGAGAUCCCCUCCACACCCUGCACCGAGGGAGGGGUCACCACCAAACUCUUCUUCCUCCAUGUGGAGACCUUGGUUUUGAUGAAGUGGAUCAGAGACAGAGACAAACUGAGAACAGCAGAGUCACCUAGUGGGAACAAGCUGCAAUCGUUGGCUGUGGAGAGGAUGAAAAACUCUCCAUGCUGGGAAUGUAUAGUGUACAUAUUA
Messenger RNA from Sebastes umbrosus (honeycomb rockfish), 1118 nucleotides. It is a transcript of the gene her11, whose product is annotated as hairy-related 11. Lineage: Eukaryota; Metazoa; Chordata; Actinopteri; Perciformes; Sebastidae. The transcript has 4 exons. Gene Ontology annotation, biological process: regulation of transcription by RNA polymerase II; regulation of neurogenesis; anterior/posterior pattern specification. Gene Ontology annotation, molecular function: protein dimerization activity; DNA-binding transcription factor activity, RNA polymerase II-specific; RNA polymerase II cis-regulatory region sequence-specific DNA binding. The record is from RefSeq and is a predicted model, not a curated record. Gene Ontology annotation, cellular component: nucleus. Bases 46 to 993 code for a protein of 315 amino acids.